Oreochromis aureus is the source of this 1267-nucleotide messenger RNA. RefSeq names its product galanin/GMAP prepropeptide (gene gal). The transcript has 9 exons. Lineage: Eukaryota; Metazoa; Chordata; Actinopteri; Cichliformes; Cichlidae. Gene Ontology annotation, molecular function: hormone activity. Gene Ontology annotation, cellular component: extracellular region. The coding region runs from base 578 to 934 and encodes 118 amino acids. The record is from RefSeq and is a predicted model, not a curated record.
ACCCAGGCUGAGAUCUAAAACCUGCAGGACAUCGGCCCUCGAGACCAGGAGUUGCUCACCCCUGCACUAAGGCAUCAUCAGUGUCUGAUGUUUAUUAUGAGCACUUUUGAGGUGAAAAUGAUCAACCUGGGAGAAGUACAAUAAGUACAUUUACAUAAUGAUUGAAACGAGCACCACUGCUGAACAACAGGAUGUGAGGCACUCUUCCCAGCUUUUCUAGGGGAAUACCAGAGUGUUCCCAAGCUAGCCAGGAGUUCAAGGCAUUAAUCCCGCCCCAAAACGUCCCAGAUCUUAAUCAGAACAAGAACCCACAGGAUGUGGCACAAGACCAAGGCCUCACCCUGCAACACAAAGGAUCUACAUCCAGGCUACCAACCAAAGGACACCUCAGAUGCUUUGUGUCUUGAUCAGUGCUUACAAAAUAGAGGGGCUGCUGACGUGAACACAGAGCAGGAGGGUCGGGCUGAAAUCACAAUAAAAGGUGGCUGGAGUCGGCUUUUCAUCCAGUGCUCCACACGCCAGGCAACUUCUGCUGCUGACUGCAACGUGAACCAGAUUGAAGGAAGUCACAUCAAAGAUGCAGAGGUGCUUUGGGAUAUUUUGCAUGUCGCUCAUCUUUUGUGCAACUCUUUCCGAGACCAUCGGGCUAGUUGUUGCGGCAAAAGAAAAGCGUGGCUGGACUCUGAACAGUGCUGGCUACUUGUUAGGGCCCCAUGGACUACAUGGACACACGACACUAGGAGACAAGCCGGGUCUGGCUGGGAAGAGGGACAUAGGCCAGGAGGAGGACUUCAGAACAGGCGCCCUGAGAAUAGCAGAUGAAGAAAUUAUCCACACUGUCAUUGACUUCUUGUCAUACCUCAAACUUAAAGAGAUGGGAGCCUUGGACAGCCUGCCUCCUUCUGUCACAUCAGAUGAACUGGCCAAUCCCUAAGGCUUUUGCUUCUCUGUUAUUAUUGUUGUGUUUCAACUCUUCUCUGGACUCCAACUGCCAUAAAUGUAUUGUAGCUCCUAAAUGUUACAAUAUUGUAGCUCCUAGCACACUGGUAGGUUGGUAGAUUUGUUCUGGUACCAUCUGACUGACUGACCCUCAAUAUCAGAUCUUUCACCUCUUGUGUAAACAAAAUUUUAUAUCCUCUUAAAGCCAGUAGUUGUGUACUGACUAUAGGUGGAUCUACAGAAUUGGUACUUUUGUAUAAAAACAACUCUAUAUUAUCACCAGAAUAUACUAUUAUGUGUUUUCAGAGAAUGGAGUGAAAUAAAAUAA